AUGUGUUGUUGUCUUCGUGUCGUCGUUCUUGUGUGUCGUUGGCCUCCUCGUGUGUUGUUUUUGUCGUUGUGUGCCGCUGGCGCCUGUCGUGACAUACCCUUGGCCCAUGACGUUGACACGUCAUGGGCGCCGUCCCUCGUUCUUGGCCUGUCCUUCCACGUUGGCGUGGGCAUGGGCGUGGGCGGCGUUGGCAUGGGCGGCGUUGAUGUGGGCGGCGUUGAUGUGGGCGGCGUUGACGUGGGCGGCGUUGGCGUGGGCAGUGAUAGAGGUGGUGGUGGUGGAAGGGAAUGGGAUGGUCACGGAGGUGUGACCAUGCCGCAAACAGGAGACGUGACGAUAUGGCACGCCCUCAAUCCACUGGACUGGGACUGGACUCAGGAAAGUGGCUGGCAGUCCAGUGGGAGUCCAGUGGACUGGACUGGACUGGACUCCAGUGGACUGGGCAUUCUGCCAGCCAAUCUGGCCUGUCCAAGGGUUCCGCCGAGGCAUCUGACAGGAAGCAUUUAUUGGGGACAGGCAGCACGCGAGAAUGUGCAGAAUGCCUUGUGA
Molecule: messenger RNA, 549 nt
Organism: Laccaria bicolor S238N-H82
Lineage: Eukaryota; Fungi; Basidiomycota; Agaricomycetes; Agaricales; Hydnangiaceae
Exons: 5
Coding region: 1-549 (182 amino acids)
Source: RefSeq, a predicted model, not a curated record